CUGUGGAUGUGAAAGGAUUUGUAUAACACAUUCAGUUUUGAUGGACUUUCCCAUGUUCAAUCCAGACAACCCUUUUUGUUGACACGUUCAAAUAAUGAAUCUGUUAUGUGUAUGGUCCCUUUUUCCCUCCUGCUCAUGAGUUCUGUUUCUAGUUGUCAGGUAGGGAUGCUGUGCAGACCACUACAUCGUCUGUCCCAGGCUUAUGGAGAACCGCUCACUUGCUGGCUGCCAGGAACCAGGGUGCUGAAAUGGAACAUAUAUUUGUCAUUUUUUUAAUGUUUAGUAAGGCCUUUUCAGUUGGAGCUCAAUUCAAUGGAUACAACUGUGAUGCAAAUUUUCACAGCCGCUUCCCUGCUGAGAGAGAUAUCAGUGUAUACUGUGGGGUCCAGACCAUUACCCUCAAGAUCAAUUUUUGCCCUGUUCUCUUCUCUGGCUACACUGACACCGACCUAGCCCUUAAUGGUCGCCAUGGAGACGCCCACUGCAGAGGCUUUAUCAAUAACAACACCUUCCCCACUGUUGUAAUCUUUAGCAUCAGCCUGGCAACACUUGAGUCCUGUGGUAAUUCUUUGGUGGUGUCAACUGCUCAAGGACCCAAUGCUUAUGGGAACCUUUCCCUGGUGCAGAUUGGAAACAUAUCAGGGUAUAUUGAUACACCAGACCCUCCAACCAUCAUCAGCUACCUGCCAGGUCUGCUGUAUAAGUUUAGCUGCAGCUACCCAUUGGAAUACCUAGUCAACAAUACACAGCUGGCCUCGUCAUCAGCUGCAAUCUCAGUGAAGGAAAGCAAUGGCACUUUCAUUAGCACGUUGAAUCUCCUGCUUUAUAAUGACUCAUCAUAUAUUCAGCAGUUGUCCAUCCCAAUGGCAGGACUGACCCUGAAGACACGCAUAUUUGCAGCUGUAAAAGCCACUAAUCUGGAUAGAAGAUGGAACAUUCUAAUGGACUACUGUUACACCACACCUUCUGGAAAUCCUAAUGAUGACCUGCGUUACGAUCUUUUCUUUAGUUGUGAAAAAGACCCCCAGACCACAGUGUUUGAGAAUGGGAAGAGCCAGAUGGGUCGUUUUGCCUUUGAAGUAUUCCGCUUUGUAAAGCACAAGAACCAGAAGAUGUCCACUGUCUUCCUACACUGUGUCACCAAGCUGUGCCGAGCAGAUGAUUGUCCAAUGCUGAUGCCAAUCUGUGGCAGCAGGAAAAGGAGAGAUUUCUCUGAGGGAAAGGGAUCAAAUGCUGCAUCUGGAAACGCCAUCCUGACUGCUGGGCCUAUCAUAACUCGGAGUGAUGAAAUACCAGCCAAUAAUUCUCAGCUGGCCCAUCUUAAAGCUCCAGUGUUUCACACAAAUACAAUGACCAUCGCACUCAUCUCAGGCAUGAUCAUUCUGGGUGUCAUGUGCCUAUGCUUCUUCAUCAUGUCCCUCACCCUUCUGAAAGGCAAGAGCGCUCCAGUCGGCACCCUGUCAGGAGUCCGAAACCUAACCUUCAACUGAGUACCUGAACUCACACAUUUCUCAUCAGUUCAAUGCUAACCAAGAAUGCAGAACACACGCUGUCUGUGCAUGUGGGCAUCAAAGAAUUUAACUGUUGGAAAAAAAAAAAAAACCUGUUACCAGGUCUGUACAAUGAGUAUUAGUGCAGGAGUUAAGUAAAACUGGGUUUUGUGUUCCUAUCGCACAAAAAGCUAAGCCUCAGCCUGCAUAUUUUUCAUGCAGCUUUAACCCAUUAGUGGGGAUACUAAAAACUUACUGCAAUACCUCAGCUAUACAGUUUUCAUUGCAGGGUACGGGAUCAAUUAUAUGGCUUUUAGUGCAUUAUAUAGUGUAUAAUAAACAUAGCAUUUCCUGAGAGAAAUGAUAGAUAUUAGAGAGAUGGAUUUACUUAAUCAUUUAUUAGGAGGUUUUUUUCCCCUAAAUAUGUAUUUCAAUCGCUUGCUUUAAAUAUUUUUAGUUACUGUGUUAGCAAUAAACUUGAUUGUUAAGGAUAUUUUGUACAUGUGCUACCUUAUGUAUAACUUUUCCUGAUAUGUGGUUAAAAUGCAACUUGAUUUGUUCACGAAAUGUACAAAUUGUCUUCAAACGUCCAUGUUGCUAAUACUGCACCUUGACUUGUUAUUAAAACAUACCCAUUUGCAUAUUUCUAAACAUAAACUAUACAUUGCCUCUUAAACACU
Molecule: messenger RNA, 2170 nt
Organism: Neolamprologus brichardi
Lineage: Eukaryota; Metazoa; Chordata; Actinopteri; Cichliformes; Cichlidae
Gene: zpld1a
Product: zona pellucida-like domain containing 1a
Source: RefSeq, a predicted model, not a curated record